Messenger RNA from Ictidomys tridecemlineatus (thirteen-lined ground squirrel), 2114 nucleotides. It is a transcript of the gene Lctl, whose product is annotated as lactase like. Gene Ontology annotation, biological process: carbohydrate metabolic process. NCBI's taxonomy places the organism in Eukaryota, Metazoa, Chordata, Mammalia, Rodentia, Sciuridae. The record is from RefSeq and is a predicted model, not a curated record. Gene Ontology annotation, molecular function: hydrolase activity, hydrolyzing O-glycosyl compounds.
CUGGGGCUAUUGAAGUUCUUUGUAGGGGGUCAGGCCACAGACCACACCCCCAGCCAGAGCCUUCUGCACUGUGGGCUCUGCUCUCAGGGGCAGUGCAGGCUCAGGGGUUAGUCCAAGGGAGCUCUGGCUAUCAGCGGCUGCUCUGGGGUGUCAGGGACCAAGGACAAUCCUAACCUGGCUGAAUGGGCCCCACAGGUGCCUUUUCCAGGUAUGGAGGAGGGCCGAGUGCCAUGAAGCAAGUGCAGGCUGUCACUCUCUGUUGGGUGCUACUGUUGGUGUCCAGGCUGGGGGCCAGGGAUGGCUUCCCAGAAGAGGCCUCCUUCUACUACGGAACCUUCCCACCUGGUUUCUCCUGGGGUGUGGGCAGUUCUGCCUACCAGACUGAGGGGGCCUGGGACCAGGACGGGAAAGGGCCCAGCAUCUGGGACGCCUUCACACACAGCGGGAAGGGGAAGGUGCUCGGGGAUGAGACCGCAGACACAGCCUGUGAUGGCUACUACAAGGUCCAGGAGGACAUCGCUCUGCUGAGGGAGAUGAACGUCAGCCACUACCGAUUCUCCCUGUCUUGGCCCCGGCUCCUGCCCACAGGCAUCCGAGCUGAGCAGGUGAACAAAAAGGGAAUCAGAUUCUACAGUGAUUUAAUUGAUGCCCUUCUGAAGAGCAACAUCACCCCCAUUGUGACCUUGUACCACUGGGAUCUGCCACAGCUGCUCCAGGUCAAAUAUGGCGGGUGGCAGAACGUGAGCAUGACCAGCUACUUCAGUGACUAUGCUGAUCUGUGCUUUGAGGCUUUUGGGGACCGGGUGAAGCAUUGGAUCACUUUCAGUGAUCCUCGGGCAAUGGUGGAAAAAGGCUAUGAGACGGGCCGCCAUGCACCAGGCCUGAAGCUGCACGGCACUGGCAUGUACAAGGCGGCACACCACAUCAUUAAGGCCCAUGCCCAAGCCUGGCAUUCUUACAGGAAGAAGUGGCGCAACAAGCAGCAAGGUCUGGUGGGGAUUUCACUGAACUGUGACUGGGGGGAACCUGUGGACAUCAAUAACCCCAAGGAUGUAGAGGCUGCUGAGAGAUACCUACAAUUCUGCCUGGGCUGGUUUGCCAACCCCAUUUAUGCUGGUGACUAUCCCGAAGUCAUGAAAGACCAUAUUGGAAGAAAGAGUGAAGAGCAAGGCCUGGAUAUGUCCAGAUUACCAGAGUUCUCCCUCCAGGAGAAGAGCUACAUUAAAGGCACAUCUGAUUUCCUGGGAUUAGGUCAUUUUACUACAAGAUACAUCACUGAAAGGAACUACCCCUCCCGCCAGGGGCCCAGCUACCAGAAUGACCGUGACUUAAUAGAACUUAUUGAUCCAAACUGGCCAGAUCUUGGAUCUAACUGGCUCUAUUCAGUGCCAUGGGGAUUUAGGAGGCUCCUUAACUUUGCUCAGACUCAAUAUGGCGAUCCUCCCAUAUAUGUGACAGAAAAUGGAGCAUCUCAAAAAGAACACUGUACACAAUUAUGUGAUGAGUGGAGAAUUCAGUACCUUAAAGGAUACAUAAAUGAAAUGCUAAAAGCUAUAAAAGAUGGUGCUAAUAUAAAAGGGUAUACUUCCUGGUCUCUGUUGGAUAAGUUUGAAUGGGAAAAAGGAUACACAGAUAGAUAUGGAUUCUACUAUGUUGAGUUUAAUGUCAGAAAUAAGCCUCGCUAUCCUAAGGCUUCAGUUCAAUAUUACAAGAAGAUUAUCACUGCAAAUGGGUUUCCCAAUCCAAGAGAGGUGGAAAGUUGGCACCUCGAAGCCUUGGAAACUUGCUCUAUAAACAACCAGUUACUUGCUGCAGAGCCUUUGCUCAGUCACAUGCACAUGGUCUCGGAGAUCGUGGUCCCCACAGUCUGCACCCUCUGCACACUCAUUGCUGCCCUGCUGUUAAUGCUGCUCCUCAGGAGCCAGAGUUGAGACAAGAUCACCAAUUUUGGAGCUUCGUCUUUCAUAGAGAAAUCUUCAGGAUGGUCCUCCUAUUUCUGCUUUGGAAGUUUGUUCAUGUCUGUUUUCUGGAUUUGUUAUAAUUACCUUUUCCCCCCACUCUUUUUGGUGUAUGCUGAAAUUUAAAAAUUAGAAAAUAAAAAUAAGCAUAAAAUA